AUGGGCACAGCAGGUGUACAGACUCAGGAACUCAACACAGGGAUGGUGGGAACCCCUCAUAAUAGGCACAGCAGGUGUACAGAUCCAGGAACUCAGCACAGGAAUGGUAGGAACCCCUCAUAAUGGGCACAGCGGGGGUACAGACCCGGGAACUCGGCACAGGGAUGGUGGGAACCCCUCAUAAUGGGCACAGCGGGGGUACAGACCCGGGAACUCAGCAAGGGGAUGGUGGGAACCCCUUAUAAUGGGCACAGCGGGGGUACAGACCCGGGAACUCAGCAUAGGCAUGGUAGGAACCCCUCAUAA
Messenger RNA from Staurois parvus, 306 nucleotides. Lineage: Eukaryota; Metazoa; Chordata; Amphibia; Anura; Ranidae. The record is from the annotation of a GenBank genome assembly.